This is a messenger RNA of Acanthosepion pharaonis, 1140 nucleotides long. Lineage: Eukaryota; Metazoa; Mollusca; Cephalopoda; Sepiida; Sepiidae. The record is from the annotation of a GenBank genome assembly.
AUGUUUUUUUUUAAACAAUUUUUCGUUCUUUUUUCCCUCUCCCCGCUUCCUCUUUCGGAAAUCUUAUUCUUCAAUUUUCAUUCUUUAUUUGUUUUUUUUUCUUUUCUCCUUGAACAUUGUUUUUUUUUUUCCUUUCUCCUUCAUCAGUUUUUCUUCUUUUCAUCUUUAACUCAAAUUUCGUCAGGCAUUUUUCUUUUGUUCGUUCUACUUUUUCCGCUUCCUCUUUUACAAUUUUCCUCCCCUUUCUUCUUCUUCUUCUUUUUCUUCUUCUUCUUCUUCUUCUUCUUCUUCUUCUUCUUCUUCUUCUUAUUAUUCUUCUUCUUCUUCUAUUUUCUUUUUCUUCUUCUUCUUCUUCUAUUUUCUUUUUCUUCUUCUUCUUUCUUUUUCUUCUUCUUCUUCUUCUUCUAUUUUCUUUUUCUUCUUCUUCUUCUAUUUUCUUUUUCUUCUUCUUCUUCUAUUUCCUUCUUCUUCUUCUUCUUUCUUCUUCUUCUUCGAUUUUCUUUUUCUUUUUCUUCUUCUUCUUCUUCUUCUGCUUCGUUUUUUUUCCAAUUUUUAUUCUUCCUUUGUUUUUCUCCUUCAAUAGAUUUUUUUCCUCUUCAACUAUUUAUUAAUUUAAAUAAAGUCAUUUUUUUUAAUCUCUUUGUUCGUUCUGUUUUUCCGGUUAUUUUCUCAAUUCAUCUUCUUCGUUUUCUUCUUCUUCUAAUCACCAAUUUGCUACUUAUUAUUUGUCAAAUCUACUUCUUUUUUCUUCAUUUUUCAUUCAUUAUUUUUUUCCUGUUUUUCCUCCAACAACUUUUUCUUUUCGCCUUCAACUACAUCUUAAUUGAAAAUUCGUCAUCAUUUUUAUCUCUUUUAUUUGUUCUCUCUUUCCCUUUCCUCUUUAAAUCUUCUUCUUCAUUUAUCAUCUUUUUCUUCCAUUUUCUUUCUUUCUUUGUUUUUCUUCAUUCCUCCUCCAACAGUUUUUUUCGUCUUUUCUUCCCCAACUAUUUCUUAAUUGAAAUAUGGCUAUACAUUUUUAUCUCUUUUCUUCCUUCUUUUAUUUCCCUCUUCUUCUUUCGCAAUUCUUCUUCUUCAUCAUCAUCAUCAUCACCCUCUUCUUCUUUUCAUUCUGCUUCUUCUUCACAUUUUUUCUUCAUUUAG